UCGAUGCAAAGCAACCGAUCCCAACCCUCGUACAUGUUGAUUCGCUCAAGUAUAACGUGUAACGGAGCGGCGGGUAAUACGCUGGCAUUUCCAUGAAAGUGAAAACACCCGAGUGAAAACUUUCUUUCUGGCUCGUAGGUUGUUUCACUUCCUGUGCGCGUAACCUCUCUCUCUCUCUCUCUCGACGGCGCUGCAUUUCUAUGCAGCUUCUACGCGCCGCAGUCUUUACGUAAUUCUCAGCCGCGAAAGAAAGUUUCUAUCGCUCGGUAGAGGUUAACAUCCUCUGGUCUCUUACCUAUUCAAAUAUCGCUCGUUGCUCGACAGCGAUCAGGAGCAACGCAUUGCGUGGAAUGAAAAACGACAGAACAUGUUCCUAAUCCUUUAAUUCUAAAAUAUAUACAUUAUAGAAGUAUUUCCCUUGAACGUACACGAAUUUUUUUUUUUUCUUUUUAAACCUCGAUCGCCGUUCGUCAAUCGACUCCGAGCAAGUUUAAAUCCCGCGCCGGAAGUAGCAACAGAUAGUUUCAUCAUGGCAGACGACGAGAGCAGCACGACGUCCGAGGAGAGCGUGGAUGUAAAAAGUGACAAAUUCGAUCCGAUGAAAGCGUUGUACUCGUCGAAAACACAGCUCUCGUUAAAGACACCGGUUUACGACAAUGUCUCGAAGUUUGAAGCGGUGAUGUCGGGUUUGUCCGAUCAAAUGAAAACAAAAAAUAAGUUGACCAAUGUCAAGCAAGGAGAGUCCUCGAAGCAACGGAGUUUACCUGGUCAAGAGCCCGUGUCCGGCACGAGGAUAGGAGGACGAACGCGGAACUCAUGGAAGAACGUCCUCUCGAAAAUGCAAAGGACUCUCGGCCCGUUAGGAGUGCUUCACGAGUACAUGGAAAGCCGGACUCGCGUCAAGGUCUACACCAGAAACGCGUGCGGCAUCAGGGGACACGUGGAGGCAUACGUGGCCGCCUUCGACAAGCACUGGAACCUCGCGCUCGAGGACUGCUUCGAGGUUUGGACCCGUAGUGUCAAGAGGAAAGCGCCUGCCCUGGGUUCCAAGCGAAUGCACAAUUGCGCAGCUUUGUGGUCAUAUCUGUGGAUGAUUCGACCAGCUCUGGGGAAUUUUUUGGAGUCGAUAUAUAUCUUAAAAAUUACGUUAACGUAUAAUUUUGAAAGAGAAGGACGAAGCCGCGCGCAGUCUACUCAAGGAAUACCAUUGAAGCACAUAUCACGUUUACUGUUGAUGAUACAACAGAAAUGCAUAUAACGAAAAUUGUUUUAAACUUGAUUUGAAAACUUUUACAUUCUGUACAAAUAUUGGAUAGGAUUAUUAUUAACGAAGAUGCCAAAUAUUGUAGAAGUUUCGUCCUUACUGGCCCGCGAAUGUAAAAGAAACACAGUUUUGAAAUAAAGAUUUGCUUUCCAUCCACAAAUUUGACUCGUUGCUUCGAACAAUUUCAAAACUAUGUUACCAAGAGUACAGCCUUCGCAGAAAUGCUAAAAGAAAAAAGUUGAUCUAUUCGAGGCGACAAGCAAGAACGAUCCCUUAAGUCAUGCCGCGAGUUUAAUGGUCGCUGGGAAACCAGACAGCUUCCUUCUCGAAGGCGACGGACGCUUUUCAAAGCGCUCGACGGACGCCUCGAUCAAACGUCGAUGAUCUAUAAAGACGCGUUCUUUUUUUUCUUCUUUAGAAAUUCGCGCCUACUCGAACGAGGGCCUGACAAUUCCACGAGCGCGAGAAACGCUGUCACGCAGGUUUGACUGGCCAACAAUCGGACAGGAUUCACGAGGACGAUCGGUUGGUUGAUUUCGAUCCGUCGUCGAAUUCGACCGAGCCUUUCUUCUCGCGGCUUUUGGGAAACGUUGGAACGCGUUUCAACGUGUCGCGAGAUGGUUGUCAAUCAUCCCAUUAAGGGGAUAUUUACCCAGCAUUCUAGGAAAAUCUAUUUUUUAGGGGUAGCUUUAUUUCUUUCGAGGAACUUUUACUAAGUUCAGAAAUAUCUCCAUGAAAUUGUUAGUAUGUGGAAAUGAUAUAUAUCGUUCAUGGCUGUAGUUGAAAUAAAAAUAUAAUUAAAAAUUUCGCACUUUAAGGGUUAAAGGCCGCCUAACGCAACGACUCGAAUCGUAUCCUCUCCAGUAGCAUUAUGUUAACGCUAUCGGUCCUGUUAAACGACAGAUUCGUCUCGCUGCAUCAUGCUCGAAAGAGCAUACGUAACAUCACGAGGCGGCAACGACGAAUGCAAAAAGCUGUGAAAUUAUCUGUCGGGCAAAUAUCAUCGGCAAAGAACGAUGCACCAUGCUCCGCGCUAAUUACCGUGUUUACGGCGCACUUUGGCGACGAUCGCGAUCCCUGACAACGUAAUGCACUCUGCACGCAAUUAUGUAAAUAAACGACAAGCGUUGUUAAUAAGCAAACGAUUUCAAUUAUUCACGACCGCGGUCGCAACUAUUGGCGUGUCGCAUCGCCCUGAAUUACCGCGAGCUACGAAGCACUUGCACGAGUAUGCAAAGAUCGAUCCACAUGUAGCUCGAGAACGUAACAAUGGCAUAAUGAAUCGAAAAGUCUCGGCUACGCGUUCCUCGAUUCGCGAACGCGAGACCUCGCGAGACUUGAAUCAAGAUUUCGCGAGAUUGGAAUCGAGAUAUGCGAUUAUCCGAUCAGAAGAGAGAUAGAACACCGAAAAACCAUACUUUGAACCACAGAUUUGAUAAACAAUUGUUAAUUUCUUAGGUUUCGCAUUCGAUUAAAUUUAAAUUGAACCGAGACCACUGCAGAAUUUUUUGUUGUUUCUUGCGUGGAAUUUUGUUGACAUUUUGUUACACUGCUAUUUAUUGUCGUUACGUAUCAAUGGAAUUUAAUAAAGUAUAUUUGUUGAAUCGUAAAGUGAUACUCGUUUCGUUUCUUUCUAGAGGCCUCGUCGGGAGUACGGUUGUUUAGAUUAUGCAACACGUGUCGUCAGAGUGCAUCCAUUGAAGUUAUAAUACUAUUCUACGGUAUAUUUAUAGGCAUUGUAGGAGUGGCAACCUUAGAGGCAGUUAGUAUUUCUUGGUACAUUCAUGCAUUCGUAUGCGCACGUGUUCUGGGAUUUUCAGAUAUUUCAGAAAUUAACACUAGAGUGCAGCAAUGUUAAUUUCCGCUAAUCAUCUAUACAAUACAAGCCACAAAGCAAUUCAAAUCAUCCCUGGUGAACACUUUCGCUAUAAAAUCUGGAAUAAAGCAGACAAAAAAAAAACUAAAAAUUGUAUUCAAGUAAUCAGUAAUUCGUUCAAUUCUUUUCUCUAUCAUCCAAUUUUUCUUUAAAUCGUACCCCAAGCUAAAAAAGGACUAGACUUCUUGGAGAUGCACUCCGAGCUCGACAAGGCGAAGAACCACUGCAUUAGAAGAUAACGAGGCACGCGCGGGCAGAAACGAAACAAGUAUAUAUUUAUAACGGAAAUAAAUAGGAAUCGUAAACAACGGAACGAUCACGAUCUCAGUUAUACUUAAAAAUAGCUUCACGGUUUCCGAUUUACCUUUUUUCCUUAUGAGCUUGAUACUUUGUUGCCUUUACGUGCUACCCGUUUCCUGUGUCUGGAAACCGGUUUCGAUCGAAGAUCAUCUGGAACGAUUCCGACCGCGAUGCUUUUAUUUAAGCGAAUUUCGGUUCGCGGGACAGACGGAUGAUCCCCGUCUUAACAAGAUAACGCGGACAAAACGAAUUGCCCCGGGCAAUA
Messenger RNA from Hylaeus anthracinus, 3705 nucleotides. RefSeq names its product U7 snRNA-associated Sm-like protein LSm11 (gene Lsm11). Gene Ontology annotation, molecular function: U7 snRNA binding. The transcript is spliced from 5 exons. Gene Ontology annotation, cellular component: U7 snRNP. Gene Ontology annotation, biological process: mRNA 3'-end processing by stem-loop binding and cleavage. The record is from RefSeq and is a predicted model, not a curated record. NCBI's taxonomy places the organism in Eukaryota, Metazoa, Arthropoda, Insecta, Hymenoptera, Colletidae. The coding region runs from base 530 to 1258 and encodes 242 amino acids.